This is a messenger RNA of Verruconis gallopava, 3404 nucleotides long. RefSeq lists its product as uncharacterized. Lineage: Eukaryota; Fungi; Ascomycota; Dothideomycetes; Venturiales; Sympoventuriaceae. Bases 1525 to 3360 code for a protein of 611 amino acids. The record is from RefSeq and is a predicted model, not a curated record. The transcript is spliced from 2 exons.
GCCUCGUUGAGCAGUCUACGUACAGUUUAUAUAAAGGGACAUCGUUUUCCUGUCCAUUCAACGCGCCAGCCCUGAAAUGAAGCCUUAAAGACGGGGCUCGACAUCUCCGGGAGCCCACGAAGAUGCCAAGGAUCAUGACGAUGACGAUAAAGAGGACAACGACAACGACAAGCGAUCCUUGCUGUAGGCCCCAGACCCAGGAAGGUCACUGGCGCCAGGAACAUACCAUCAGGAAAAGGAACAGUUGGCAUCGCCAUCCGUGUGCACCGUACUGCAGUACAUUUCAGGUUUGCCGGUGGCCGAAAAUGGCAGCGGGGCUGCGAAGAGUGCCAGUACACAGUAAGCUACUGGAUCAUGAGGAGCCAAUUUCCUUGGGGAGCCGGAACAGCCGUGACUUAGCCAUGCUAAUAUCGGCCUGCGAUCGAAGGCGUUCAAAAUCAGCACACGGCUGACUGGGCGCUGCCUGUGCAACACGGUGGGAAGAUUGCUCCUUUUUUUUCCUUUUUCUCGCAAGGCGCUUUGAAAAGACGUUUUUCCUUGCAUCACUUUGCAGAAAUAUUGAUGCCCUUCGCAAUUGGCGGACCUGGUGUCCAGACGUUGAGCUUUGCGUGGCCUCUUCUCAUUGCCUGAGGACGAAUGCAACAUAUCUCGCUCAUGACACGCCGACUUGGGCCAUGGCACGAAUGAAGUCUGUAGAUUGCGAACAAACAGGCACAGCAGCUCUGGAUUGUCUGGAAAAGAACUCCGUCGCUUGAGUGCAGUGUGUGCUUGCGAUGAAUCAAAAGUCAAAAACCUGCUACCAGCCUUUUGCCAACGCUAAGACCCCUUUCCACCCUGCUGUUCAAAAAGUGAGGCGAAAGACCGGAUGUAGAACUUGACUGGACGCCUCCGUAUUCAUGAGAAUUUUUUAAAAACACAACGCUUUCAAAGAUCUGGACUUCAACGGAAGUGCAGGCCACCAAGAGGAACUGUGACUACCUCGUCCACAAUCAACGCAUCGUACGUGCCGAAAUCCUCUCCUCGACAACACUUGUCAGUCAUACCUCGAAACGGCCACCCCGUGCUACGAACAGCACGUGCACAAGCAUCAAUCACGAACUGAACGCGACCAUCACCACCCGACAGCAUCUAAGAUAACAAUCAUCUUGGGAGAACCCAACCCCCGCUUCAGAAUAGCGUAGUGCAUGUCGCCUGACUCAGCGCAACGGAACUUGCUUCAAGGUUCGUGUUCGCUGUGUUCUAUCUGCAGCUUGCCGACACCGCCCUCAACAGAAAAGGACCCCAAGCAUGCCUUGUGCUUUCGAGGACGUUGCAUAUGUACGACACAAGCGAUGCUGACCAAUUCCCGUUCCUAGUAUAAUCUACGCGCUGUCCGUUUGCGAUUGACCCUCGCUCGGGCCUUUUCUGCAAACAUCCCCCUCGCGUGUUCAGAACAGAUAUUCGGCAUCACGAUCCGUUCGAAAAGCGUAGUCUGGGUCACGUUGAGCAAGAGACGUUCUUGAGAACAAGGACGUCAACACAAAGAUGAACACGCAGUCGACCGGUCCGGCAAGAAGAAGUUCACGCAACAAAAUCUCCUGGCAGAGUCGCCGCUCAUUGCAUGACCAUACGCCCGACAAAUUGAACUCGCAGCCCCUGCCGUCUGACGCGCUACUCACCGCGUCUUCAGCAUCAAGCCGAAACUCUUCACCGAGACGCUCUGAGGGCAGUGCCCCGAGCCACGAUGGCAACCACAUGGUCAAUCGUUUCCUUGAGGAACUCUUUGGGGAGAACUCGAGAGAGCAACGUGAAUUCCGUACGGCACCUACGGUACCGCACAUCACAAGGCAGUCCCUCGCCGAGCUCGACAUAGCAAACAUCAUCAACAACAGCAAGCUGAGGCACGAUGUGAACUUUGAUCGGGAACUUCACUUUCGACCUAACUUGGACGGCGAGCGGGGGCGAGAGAAGCAACGAGCCCAGUAUCGGUACUGGCUGGCCGUCUCAGCCGAACUGCAUCUCGUCUUCCACAUUCUCAAGUCCGCGAUGGAUCCGAAGUCCAAAGCACAGCUCAUCCCUGAAUGCACCCAUCGUCUAAAAGGCAUGUUCCAGACGAUGAGAGACAUCAUCAAGAAUCUGGUGCCGAGUCGAGACCAAUCCGACGUCGACGAGCACCUGGACGUAAGAAUGCUCAUCCAGCAGGUCUCGCGAGGCACGCUCAACUUUGUCUCCAUCGCUGAAUGGACGGCUCAACUGCUCAAACGACACUGCGCACCUAUGCGGGACGAAAUGGUGGACAGGGUGGUGGAUAAAAUCAGGAGGCAAACUCCAGACUCGAUCACGGCAGGUCUCGUCGAUUUGUUCAACGUUUUGGAGGCCAUGAAGCUGGACGUCGCCAACCAUCAAAUCCGUCACCUCAGACCGCUGCUGAUCGAAGACACGAUCAACUUUGAGAAAAAGUAUCACUGCAGCCGCAUCCGAAAGUCCAAGUGCGACUGCAAGACGGCCCGAAGGUGGUUCGUCAGUGUGCGAGACAGUGCCGCCUUCAUGCAGACGUACGGGGACGAAGUUUUGCCAACCCGAGAUGUGAGAGCCUUUGUCAAGGGACUGUUAGACCUGUUGCUACCCAGCGCAACACCCUUGCCAGACACGUUCUCUCUCGACGCUGACAGAAUAAGGGCUUUGCAGGCGGACAUUGACGAGUGGAUACGGGAAUGGAUGUGCUGCGACGUGCUCAGGGACCUUGUCAACGAACGAGGCUCGACAUUAUCACAGCAAGACGAGGAUGCCUUCCUAUCUCAGCUUCGGAUCAUCGCCGGAGAUGCACCUGCGUGGCACGUUCGCGACGUGGACAACAUCGCUUGCGAGAUCGUCCGAUUUGCCCUACAAGUGACCAAAAGCGCUGAAAUGUUUGAAGCAGAGCUUGGUGACGCUAUCUCGGACAAGUUGCAUCUCUGCUUGUCAGCCCUCGCCAACGCAAGAUCUACUUCGACUACGCUACUGGAUCUAGAAGAGGAACGUGGCAAGGUCCCGCAGUACGGGAGUCAGAUAUUCGAGAAGCUCUAUCCAAAUGUCUGCCGCAAGGUGGAAGAGCUCAUCACCAGCUCUCCCUACGACGUCUUCCUCGAAUUGGUACCACCAUCUCAGCCUUCGCCUCUUGUCUCCACCCCGUUGAAGCUGCACCAGAGUGACAGACAGGAGGACCUGGAACGACGAAUAGCGCAUAUCGCGAUCUUGCACUGGAGAACAUGGGAGCAUCUUGUUUAUUGUAACGAAGAUCUUGACCGGGACGUCGAGGACACUCGCUCUGAGGUGGCGAGCGACAAUUCUGCCUCAGCAUCUGGCCGGUCAACUUCUCCAUCUGCUUCUCCAGACGAGUGAGUCUUCCAUACCCCACCCCCCUCCCCCCAACCCCAAGGUGGCUC